ACGUUUAAUUUUCCUGUCGAAUCAAACUUCGAUUUACGGUUAUUUAGUUGAGUUAUAAUAAUUUAAUCGCGUCGAGCUGAUGGUUUCGUGGACUCCUGAUAGUAGGAUAGUAGGAUAGUAGGAGUAGAUACCAGUGGUUCAUCAUUUUCAUGGAUUUAUUCGACUACUAACUGGAGGCAUGACUUAUUCAAUAAAGUGGACCAUGAUUGAUGCAAGAUUUCAUCCGAGUCAUAUGUGAAAUCGUGUCGGCUAUUGCAUCACACACGUCGACCUCCCCCACUGGACAAAUCCACUUGGUAAAGUGAGUUGCGGGAGUCAGUUGCUGAGGAAUCCUCGAAACGUGUCAGGGUCUAACAAAAGUUGAGAGCCCUUCCACAAGAAAUUAAUUGUUCUAAAUUAAUUGGUUGAAAUAAAAAUGUGCGGAAUCUGGGCCUUAUUCGGGGUUGAAGAGGAAACUUUGACGUGUGUUUGUGCUAAUGUCAAUAAAAUUGUACACAGAGGCCCUGAUGCCUUAAGGAUAGAGUACGACAACCGGGUCAAGAAUGCCUUUUUGGGGUUUCAACGGCUGUCAAUCGUCGACAGUCUCUGUGGAAUGCAGCCCAUGAGGAUAAAUAAAUAUCCCCACGUAUUUCUACUUUGCAAUGGAGAACUUUAUAACCACAAACAACUCAAGGACAAACACAACUACGAGUACGCGACCAAGUGCGAUGUGGAGGUCAUCACCCAUCUCUACAUGAACGCCGGUAUCGAGAAUAUCGCUAGCUCCCUGGAUGGAGUUUUCGCGUUUUGUUUGAUGGAUGUGGAGGAGAGCAGAGUUGUUAUUGGGAGGGAUCCGUACGGGGUCAGACCUCUCUUUAGACUGCGAAGUUCAGAGGGCCAGCUUGCGAUAUGCUCCGAGAGCAAGGGUUUGAUCGGCCUCGCCGAUCAAAUGUCAGGGACAUGGACCCUAGAGCCCUUCCCGCCGGGCCACUACGAAGAAUACCGCCUCCUCCCCAAUGGAAAAGUAAAAUUAAUGAAAACAGUCAGUUACUACAAACUUGGUGACAAGCCGUCCUUCGACGUCUUCGUCCCCUGGCAGUCCUUGGCCCCCGCAGACGUCCUGGGAAACAUCAGAAAGCUUUUGACAGCUGCUGUGGAGAAGCGUCUGAUGGCGGACAGGCGAAUUGGAUGUCUGCUGUCAGGAGGACUCGACUCUAGUCUCAUUGCUGCCCUCCUCGUUCAGCAGGCGAGGCAGAACAACGUUAAUUAUAAAAUCCAGAGUUUUGCCAUUGGCAUGGGGGACAGUCCUGACAUCAGGGCUGCAAGACAAGUUGCUGAUUUCAUCGGUACUGAACAUCAUGAAAUCAUUUUCACCCCUAAGGAUGUCGAAGACGUAUUAGAUGAUGUUAUUUAUACCCUGGAGACCUUUGAUAUCACUACUAUCAGAGCUUCAAUUGGAAUGUACCUUUUGGCCCGUUACAUCCACCGUAACACAGACACAACGGUCAUAUUCAGUGGUGAGGGUGCUGACGAGGUAGCCCAGGGGUACAUCUACUUCAGAGACGCCCCAAGUGCCCACGAGGGCCACCAAGAGAGUCUACGUCUGCUGAAGGACAUAUAUCUGUACGACGGGCUCAGAGCUGAUAGGACGACUGCAGGCCACAGUCUGGAGCUUCGUGUGCCAUUCCUGGAUCUUCAGUUUACAAACUAUUUCUUGUCCCUGGAGCCUGGAAUGAGGCAGCCCCAGAACGGCGUGGAGAAGCACCUGUUGAGGUCUGCCUUCGAGGGGGAGAAACUCCUCCCCAACAACAUCCUGUGGAGGCACAAGGAGGCCUUCAGCGACGGUGUUGCUUCCAUCAAGAAAUCCCUGUUCGAGGUCAUCCAGGACAUUACAGAUUUACGAGUCUCUGAUGAGGAGCUCGAGGAGGCCAGGGUGACGUUCCCCCAUUGCACACCUAAAACCAAAGAGGCUUUCUACUACAGAAAAGUCUUUGAGACUCAUUACCCUGGGGCAGGGGAGAACUUCACUCCUUACUUCUGGAUGCCACGAUGGGUGAAGAACGUCAGCGACCCGUCGGCCAGGUUCAUCAAGCAUUAUGCUGCCGAGAAGAAGGAGGAGGUCUAGAUCUGCUCAAUUCGAGGACCUAACAUUUUGGAAAAUUGAUUCAAUGGCGAGGGGUGAUCUGAGAGAUAAGUCAGCUCAUUCCACCCCUUCGUCAGGGAAUUGCUGGUGUCUGUUCUGAAUUGAUCUCAAUUUUUUUUAUAAAAUUAUUUUUUAUGUGAGGAGGAGAGACUGAACGAUGAGGUCUGUUAAAUAUUAGAAAGAAAUGGAGAUUGUUUACAAGAAUGUAAAUAAAAUGUUUAAAUUUGCAAA
Molecule: messenger RNA, 2353 nt
Organism: Diachasmimorpha longicaudata
Lineage: Eukaryota; Metazoa; Arthropoda; Insecta; Hymenoptera; Braconidae
Gene: Asns
Product: Asparagine synthetase
Exons: 6
Coding region: 416-2104 (562 amino acids)
Cellular component (GO): cytosol
Molecular function (GO): asparagine synthase (glutamine-hydrolyzing) activity
Source: RefSeq, a predicted model, not a curated record